This is a messenger RNA of Williopsis jadinii, 920 nucleotides long. RefSeq names its product Vps60p (gene VPS60). Bases 46 to 681 code for a protein of 211 amino acids. The record is from RefSeq and is a predicted model, not a curated record. NCBI's taxonomy places the organism in Eukaryota, Fungi, Ascomycota, Saccharomycetes, Phaffomycetales, Wickerhamomycetaceae. Gene Ontology annotation, biological process: late endosome to vacuole transport via multivesicular body sorting pathway; vesicle budding from membrane. The transcript has a single exon. Gene Ontology annotation, cellular component: multivesicular body.
UAUACUGUGCAAGGCAACUAUCGUGACUGAAUUUCGAGGUUGAAGAUGAAUAGACUGUUUGGAUCCAAGAGCACUACUCCUAAGCCGACGCUGGAUGGUGCUAUCAAAACCACAGAGGAUCGUAUUGCCACGUUAGAUGUUAAAUUGGCCAAGAUCAAUGCUGAACUGGGAGCGUAUCAACAGAAGCUAUCAAAGAUGAGAGAAGGCCCGGGGAAGAAGUCCUUGAAGCAACGUGCUUUGGGGUUGCUCAAACAACGUAAGCAGAUUGAAGCUCAGAAGGAUCAAUUGGAGCAGCACGUUUGGGGUAUGACCACUGCACAGAUGACCACUGAUAACUUGAAGAGCACACUUGCCACUGUGGAUGCUAUGAAAGAGGCGAAGAAAGAGAUGGAGAAGGUAUAUGGUAAAGUGGAUAUCGAUAAAAUUGAAGAUAUGCAAGAUGACAUGCUUGAUCUGAUUGAACGAGGUAAAGAACUACAAGAGGUUCUAACCUCUGGGUACGACGUUCCGGAUGCGAUUAGCGAUUCUGAGUUGGACGCAGAGCUCGAUGCAUUGGCUAUAGACAUGGAGGAUGAAGCCAACGACAUCGGCGAGAAUGAGACCCCAAGUUAUCUCAGUGAAGUGCCCAAGUUCAUUGACGAACCUGUUGGUGAAGAAAAGGCCAAAGAGGCUGCUGUUUGAAGAAAGAAGGGCACUGUGUAUUGUUUCACCAAUCUAUAGUAAUGACGAUGGUAUGGUAGUAUUCUUAUGUACAUGAGAUAUCUCCAUUGUGAACUCAGGAAAGUCUUCUGACAGCUGCUAAGUAGUUGCCUGUGGUUCCGUCACCACAGAAUACCCAGCCUUUGAAGGGGACGUACAUGCACCCUCUUACAGAUACAACUUCAAAGCCCGGACGCUUACCAAUCCAAUCAACGAGCUCC